Messenger RNA from Ipomoea nil (Japanese morning glory), 3304 nucleotides. Its product is annotated as protein tesmin/TSO1-like CXC 2. Gene Ontology annotation, molecular function: DNA-binding transcription factor activity. NCBI's taxonomy places the organism in Eukaryota, Viridiplantae, Streptophyta, Magnoliopsida, Solanales, Convolvulaceae. The transcript has 12 exons. The record is from RefSeq and is a predicted model, not a curated record. Bases 257 to 2836 code for a protein of 859 amino acids.
GAAGAGUUAAGAAUCGCACUCAAUGGGAGAGAGCGUAUGCAUUAAAUGCUCUAUCUACGGGUAAAAUACGGAGAAUAUGCAACAACUUCAAGCAAAACACUGAUAUACGGCGCCAUAGAAAUUUCUGGAGUAGAGUAUUUACUGGGAGAUCGAGAAGAGAGAGAGAGAGAGAAAAUAGUAGAGAGGGGGGACAGACAGUUAGAGAGGACGCGGAUGCAGGAGGAAUGCUUCAGAACUAGGGUUACGCCCUUCUCCAAUGGACUCGCCUGUACCUUCCAAAACCACCUCCACCCCAACUUCCGCCGCUGCCGUUUCUUCUUCUUCUUCUUCAGUAUCAGAAUCUGCCGCAGUUCAAGAAUCGCCUUUCUCUAAUUACCUCAGCAGUCUUUCUCCCAUAGGACCCGUGAAGACAGCAAUAGUUGUACAAGAUUUCCCAGGAAUCAUUACUCCCCCUCAUGUGUUUACAUCACCUCGAAUCAAUCCACGCAUCGCGUCCAGCUUUCUGGAAAGGGGUCCGUUCCUUCAACUGCCCAAUGAAGAAUUUUCAGUAAAGGAUGACAGUCAGAACAAUAUUUCCACAUUGAGAGAUCGAGCUGGAUCAUCAAAUACUCAGUUGAACAGCGGAUUUGUGCCUCAUACUGAUAAAGUGUCUGAUAAUAAUAGCCCUGUGCAGGAACAAGCCGAAAGUCAGCCAAUAUGUGUUGAUGAUUUCUUAGUUGAUGCUGCUAAACUGGGGUCUGUAGAUUCUAAAAAUUCAAGUCUUCAGCAAGCUGAUGGUUUGAUAGGUUCAAAGGAAUCUGUUGAUCUCAAAGGUAAAGAAAUUAAAAACAAUAAUGAGAUGGCAACAGGUGAUAUUAACUCUAAGAAAACCAACGGGAAGAAGAGAGUUGAUGAUGCUGAAUCUGUUCCAUCUUCAAAGAUGCAGCCUAAUUCAUCUUUGGAGAACCAGUAUGAUUAUCGUGGCACUAGUGAGGCUGGUGAACACCAACGUGGCGUUUUCAGGCGUUGUCUACAAUUUGAAGAUGUUCAACCGAAAACAGCUUUAACCCCAGAUCCUUGCAAUUUGUCAGAGAGUGUUAACUGCUCGAAUUCUGCUGUUAGUCCUAUUGCUUUAGAGGGUUUAGAGUCAUUUCCUUUAAAUACACCUACAGCCCAAAGCAGUAAGCAGUUUGGUGACACUCAAAAUACAGAAAAUUCUUCAUUUAAAACCCCCAAGCCUUCCGGUAUUGGGUUGCACUUAAAUAGCAUUGUAAGUACUGUUCAAGGUGGUAGUGGUGCCACUGUAAGCAUGAAAUCUGCAGAGAGGGGAAACUUCAGUCUACAUGGGAAGAAAUUAAUGUCUAUGACUAGUCAUUUGGAGAAGUCUAAGAAAUGCUUGAUUUCAUCAAAUGUGGGGGAAGACAUUUUGGCAAGCAUUGAAGAAAGCUCCUUGCAGGGAGAAAGCUCUGCCCCUUUGCCCCUUCAUAGUGUGAAACCUAUUGAUAGCAUUGCUUCCCUGAAGCCAAUGAAGUGUCUGUCAACUCCUGGUAAUAAAAGGAAGUCUAGUUCUGAAAACAUUGAUGGAACUAGUGCAUCUAAUCAGUCAAGCCCAAAAAAGAAAAGGAAGAAAACAUCUGAUGCCAGUGAUGGGGAUGGUUGCAAACGUUGCAAUUGUAAAAGGAGUAAAUGCUUGAAACUUUACUGUGAUUGCUUUGCUGCUGGAAUCUAUUGUGCUGAGCCUUGUGCUUGCCAAGGGUGUUUCAAUAGACCUGAAUAUGAAGAUACAGUUCUGGAAACUCGGCAACAAAUUGAAUCUCGAAAUCCACUUGCGUUUGCCCCAAAAGUUGUACAGCACAUGACAGAUUCUCAUUCAAAUAUUGUUGGGGACAUUGGUGUCAGUUUCACACCAUCCUCUGCAAGGCACAAAAGAGGUUGCAAUUGCAAGAGAUCAAUGUGCUUGAAAAAGUAUUGUGAGUGCUAUCAGGCUAAUGUUGGAUGUUCUAGUGGAUGCCGUUGUGAAGGAUGUAAGAAUGUCUAUGGUCAGAAGGAAGAGUAUGGUAGGAUUAAGACCUUAGUGAAGAAGCUUGGCACAUUUGAACAGACUGAACUCAGCAAUCCACACAAUCUGACUCCACUGACACCAUCAUUUCAGUGCUCAGACCAUCGUAAUGAUUCAUCAAAGUCUUGGUUUACAUCGGGAAGAUGCUCUCAGUCACCAGAAUCUGGUCAUACUCCUCUUAUACCACGCUAUGAAGUAUCAAAAAAGGGAUUCACCAAAAGUUCUGAUAAUCCCGAGUCGAUUGAAGAAACUACAGAUAUUAUGGAUCUUGUUUCUUUUGAUCCAGGGGUGGAAGAUAACAAUUCAGCAGCAGUAAAUGAAUACUCACCAGGUGAGAUGAACCAACUUGUCGUGUUGCCUAAUUCACAGCAAUGGGUAAAUGACUCAAGGGAACAUUUAUAUGCUGGAACUUGCCAUCUUUCAUCUACAAGUUCUUUUGGUUGGCGUAGUUCACCAAUGACUCAGUAUGAUGGGACCAAAGAAUUUUAUGAGUCUAUCAACUCUGAUAAGAGCUCAUUUAAUGCGAUUGAAGAUGACACACCAGAGAUACUGAAGGAUGCUUCUACUCCACCCCGGGGCGUGAAAGUAAGCUCCCCAAAUAAGAAGCGGGUUUCUCCCCCUCAUGAUCGCCUGAAAGAUCCUGAUGGUAGCUCAUCUGCUCGGCGCCUGAAAGCUGGCCGGAAAUAUAAAUUAGGGUCUGUUCCUUCUUUCCCCCCUCUUACGCCAUGCUUUGUUUCUAAAGGCAGCAGUGAAGGUCAGAUUAAAAAUGAUCCUCAGAAACCUAGUAGCAGCACUUGAUUCAAACCAGGAAAGGAUCCACGGUGCAGUGUUAGCCCUGUGACCUAAUUGAAAAGGAGGAGGUUGUCUUGUAUUGAUCAAACUCAAGUGUCAAAUUGAAGAUGCUCAAGUUGGUUAGUAGCGCACUUUUUUCUUCAUCGUAUCUAUUGUGAUUCUUUAUAGCCUGCAGCAAUCGGUUUUAUAUUAGUCGAUAUAUAUGCUGCUGUAUUAUUUCUACAGUUGUAACUGAUGAUAGCAGGCAACAUUGUACCUUUGCUUAGAAUGAAUAGUAAUGAAUGCUAAACCAAUUUCCCAAUUCCUUUCCCAUGUUGGAUUUUAGAUGCUAGGGAAUUUUUAUUUAUUUAUUUUUGAAUAUAGAUAAAAAAGCACUUGGGCUCAGAUUCUUCAGCUAACUAUUGUGUAUGCCAUGAUUGAGUUGGAGCUUAAAUUUUGGCUUCAUCUGAGUUUGAUAAUAAUGUUUCUGUACUU